Molecule: messenger RNA, 2345 nt
Organism: Zingiber officinale
Lineage: Eukaryota; Viridiplantae; Streptophyta; Magnoliopsida; Zingiberales; Zingiberaceae
Product: FT-interacting protein 7-like
Exons: 1
Coding region: 327-2174 (615 amino acids)
Source: RefSeq, a predicted model, not a curated record
CGGCCGCAGGCAUCGCCGGAAGCCUGGAUCCUUACGUGGAGGUAAAGAUUGGGAACUUCACAGGAAAGACCAAGCACCGGGUGCAGAGCCGGGACCCGGAGUGGGGGGAGUGCUUCGCCGUGUCCAAGGCCCACCUGACGGCGGCGCGCGUGGAGGUCAUCGUCAAGGACAAGAGCCUCCUUGUGGACAACUCGGUGGGCAAGGUGGCAGUGGAGGUGGUGGACGUGCCGGUGCGCGUGCCGCCUGACGGCCCGGUCGCCCCGCAGUGGUACCGGCUCUGGAAAGUGAACGGCGACUACGAGGACGAGGCCUACCGCGGGGAGAUAAUGAUGUCCUUAUGGAAUGGGACGCAGGCGGACGAGUUGUACUCGACGGCGGUGCACUCCGACGCCGCCCUCCUCCCCUCCGCCGGCAUCCCUCACACACGCGGCCAGGUCUACUACAAUCCCCGGAUGAGCUACCUCCGGGUCAAGGUCGACUCGGCCCAGGAUCUGCUGACUUCCCGACCGGAUCCGGAGAUCUUCGUAAAGGCCCGGCUCGGCCCGCAGGUAUACGACACCAGGCCCUCCCCGGUCCGCUCGCCGAACCCCACGUGGAAAAAUGAGGAGAUCAUGCUGGUCGCCAGUGAACCUUUCCACGAAUUGCUAGUGCUAACGGUGAUGGACCGGGCCAAGAACGAAGCCUUGGCCCAGGUCGUUCUCGGCAAGGGCUUGAUCCGUACCCACGCCGACCACCGCAAACCCUUGCCUUCCCAGUGGUUCCCCCUCGAGAAGCCAGGCGGCGGCGGCGGCGGCGGCGGCGGACAAUACGGCAAGAUCCAGGUCGCGUGCUACUACGACAACAGCUAUCACGUCAUCGACGAGGCCGCCCACUUCACCAGCGACUACCAGCCUUCCGCCAGACCGCUCAGGCGGGCCACCGUCGGCUCGCUGGAGAUAGGGAUUCUAGACGCCAAGGAUCUCGCACCGCAGUGGAGUAACAAUGGCAGCGGCAAGAGCGACGAUGCGACCAACGCUUACUGCGUCGCCAAGUACGGUCCCAAGUGGGUGCGCACGCGGACGAUCCUUGGGACGAAGCAGCCCUGGUGGAACGAGCAGUUCUCGUGGGAGGUUCACGAUCCGUCCACCGUCCUCACCGUCGCCGUGUUCAACAACAGUCGCGUCGACGGCAAAAACAACAACGGGAACGCCAGAGACGAGCCGCUGGGGAAGAUCCGGAUCCGUCUCUCCACGCUAGAUAUCAAUCGCGUGUACACGCACUACUACCCGCUGCUGGCCGUUCACCCCACCGGCGUCAAAAAGACCGGCGAGAUCCACAUGGCGGUGCGCUUCACCUACCCGUCCUUCUGGUUCAGCAUGCUGUGGCUGUACACGAAGCCGAUGUAUAACAAGAUGCAUUACCUGCAUCCCAUCCCCCACCACCAAAUGCUGUUUCUUCGCCACUACGCGACGCAGAGCGUGGCGGCGAAGCUGGCCCGUGCCGAGCCGCCGCUCCCGAGGGAGGCCGUCAACUAUGUGUUCGACGACGGCUCCAACCGGUUCAGCCUGCGGAAGGGUAGGGCCAACUUCAUGCGGAUCCAGGCGCUGCUCGCGGACUUCGUGGACUUCGCGAAGUGGUUCGACGGCGUCCGCCAGUGGAACCGCCCGCUGAUAACCGUCUUCGUCCACGUCCUCUUCUUGAUGCUCGUUAUGGUGCCGAGACUGCUCCUCCCCACCGCGUUCCUCCACUUAUUCGCCGUCGGCCUGUGGAGAUUCAGGAGGCGGCCCAGCUCCCCUGCUCACGCCGACCCUAACCUGUGGGAAUGGGCGGAUCCGGAUAUAUUCGACGAAGAACUGGACAACAUUCCUGUGUUAACGAGGCCACCGGAGGUGGUGGCACGGAGGUACGAUCGGCUGAGGUGGCUCGCCGGAAAUUUGCAAGAAAUGGUGGGGCACCUGGCCAACCACGCGGAGAGGCUGCAGGCGCUGCUAAACUGGAGGGAUCCACGGGCAACGGCUAUGUUUGCGGUGUUUGCAUUGGCGAUGGCAGGAGUCCUUUGGUCGGUGCCGUUCCAGUUGGUGGUGGUGAUAUUUGGCCUGUACGCCAUGCGCCACCCAAAGCUGCGGAGCAAGACGCCCUCCCUCGCUUUUAACUUCUUCAGGAGGUUACCCGGUAAAGCGGAUAUGCUUCUGUAAGUUCUACUGUAAAACUCACCGUUAAAAGAUUUGUUUUUUCCUCGUCCCUCCCCCGGUCAAACAGUCUUUUUUGGUUGCGGGUCAAUCCUCGCAUGUGGUUGCGGUCCGAUCGCGCUGUUGUCACUUUGUCAUCUAUCUUUAUUUUAAUUUAUAUUCCUGUUUCCAUGAUUC